AUGAUUAGUUUACGAAAGCCAACGAUAUUCUUAUUUUUCGCGUGCACUGUGUUGGUCUUCUUUGGCAUCUUAAGUUCACGAAAUGAGAAAUUGACGACAGAAAUAAGAGAGGAAGCCAAUCAUUUACUCCAACAGUGGGAGACACUCGAAUCGUUACCGGGUCACUUAAACAAUCAAAACGACACAGAGGGAAUACAGUUAGAACCAUGCACAGUCAUAAACCCUUUGACGAAUCAAUUUUUCGAUUUACGCUCACUUGGAGCUCUUGGAAACGAAGGUUUAUUUCAAGCCUGGAAUGCUCGUGGAUAUGACUAUGGUAAGAACUUUUCGCUUGGCAUAUGUUCAACCCCUCUUAAACAGCCCCAAAAUCUUCCGCAGUCAGACUUUGUGGGGAUAGGAAAUAGGAGUGAAGUUGGUGGUUAUUACACCGAUGACUCAGGUAACAAAAGGUCAAUUGGACAGGUUUCUACCUCUCCAAAAUUCAGGGGAAGAAAACUUGUCCUUGAAUAUACUGAUGGAAGUUUUUGCGAAGGGUUGGAGGAUGAAAAGUCUUUACGGAAAUCAACAAUAUUGUCGUUUGCUUGCGAUAGGGAAAUCAUGUCCAGAGCAUCUGUGUCUUACGUGGGCUCAAUAAAUGAUUGUUCAUACUUUUUUGAAGUGAGGACUAUUCAUGCUUGUGCCACGGCUGCGAAGAAAGAUGAUAUGGCUAUAAUUUGGAUAUUCUUGUUCAUUUGUCUUUGUGCAUUAGCUGUUUUCUUUGGAGGUGGUGCAGUUUACUCGUUGUUUAGAAAUCAUCAAAGCCGCCUCGCAUCCACCCAAAGAAGGCGCCAUUCAUUUUCUAAUGGUGUCAAAAGUUUUGUGCAGACAGGGUUUGAAUAUAACCAAUACAACGACAAUGUACCUGAAAGUGGUGCUUAUUUUGACGCUGAUAAUAGAGAUUCCAACGAGCUUUUAGAAUUGUUGGAUUCUCAAGCUGACAAGAACAUUAAUGAUUGA
This is a messenger RNA of Ogataea philodendri, 996 nucleotides long. RefSeq lists its product as uncharacterized. Gene Ontology annotation, molecular function: D-mannose binding; signaling receptor activity. Bases 1 to 996 code for a protein of 331 amino acids. Gene Ontology annotation, biological process: lysosomal transport. NCBI's taxonomy places the organism in Eukaryota, Fungi, Ascomycota, Pichiomycetes, Pichiales, Pichiaceae. The record is from RefSeq and is a predicted model, not a curated record. The transcript is spliced from 2 exons.